Messenger RNA from Symbiodinium necroappetens, 996 nucleotides. Lineage: Eukaryota; Dinophyceae; Suessiales; Symbiodiniaceae. The record is from the annotation of a GenBank genome assembly.
AUGGCCACCGCAGCGCAGAUAGCCGGUACGGUGAUUGCCUUUGCAUUGGGAAUAUAUGCCGCCUACAUGACUCAGAUCAAAAUAGUGGGAAGCGACCCGACCGCGCCGAAAAUGCAGAAGCUCUGUAUGGCUGGGGACAUGACCGCCCUGAAGGAGGCUGGGUUUCACGAGUAUGAAAGCGAGAUGGGGGGCGGCUUCAUCUGCAUCGUCACGCAGUUUGUGCUUGCCUUGGUCAAAGAGCCUGCCGGCAUCUUGGUUUGGGGUGCUGCGGGCAUCCACCUCUUCCCCUUGAUGGUCAUGGUGUACACAGAGGCCGGAAGGCCUGGAGCCAAGUCUUUCGUCAACUGGCCCAUCCUCACCUUCCUGCUGGGUCAGGUCUUCGGAAUCAGCUUCGCUUUCCCGUGCUUCUGGGUCAGCUCGGCUCUCCGACAGGGCACCGGCGGCGGCUCACCCGCCUCCGGCCGUGUCUGGACGGCCAUGCUGGUUCCGCUCUUGGUUACCCUCUUAGAAGCAGCGGUUUUCAACCUGGACACAAAUACACGAGCCUGGACCAUCUGUGCAGACAGCCUGGUUGGCCCUGGCCUCGCUUUUGUCGGUAUUCUGACAUGGCCGUUCCCAGCACCGGAGAAGCCUGUUCCGGCUGCUAUCGAGCUGCUGAAACAAGCCUAUUCCAUCAUGGCUGCGAUCUCAGCCGCCGGAUACUACUACCUGAUCUACUGCGCGUGGCGCAGCUUCGACAGCUCGGAAGAGCUUCUGGCAGCAAUCUGGGGGCCCAAAGCAAGCCCAUGGGUGGCCUUCAUGACUGUUGACUCGAGUGUACUCAGCCUGUCGAUGCUGGUUUAUUUGGCUGCAAGCUGCCGUGGCCUAGACGUUCUCAUUGCCGUGUUGUUCUCGCCCUUUAUCGGGCCCGCGUCCGCUUACUGCUUCGUCCUGCGCUCGCGAGAGCAGCAGCGCUUGGAGUCCCUGACGGGGGCCGGCGAGGCCCUGCUGCCCUGA